AUGUAUGACAACAUCUCUGAUUUCGCAAGAUAUGAUGACGACCAUGACCCCGAACACGGUGAAGAAGAAGUUUUACAAACAUCCAUUAAGACAGGAAAGGUUUUAACUCAAAGUCUCAUUAUUGACACCAAAGAUGGCGAAGUGGACGUUCUUCAAGAGCUGAAGAAAAAUACUUCUUUGGGAGGUGGUGGUAGGUAUGAACUUGAAAUAAAUGAGAUAGAAGAGAAAUUAGCCGAAAAAGCAGAUAAAAACCAUGUUCAUUAUAUAAGUUCAGACGAACAGAUUAUAACGGACUACCAUGGAUAUUUAACACAGGAUGAACAAAUAAGCACUGAAGAUGUUAAUGAAAGAAGAUAUAAAUUCAUUCGUGCUAAAGGUUAUGACAUACACUGUACUGUACAGUAUGACACAGGUAAAGCACCAGAAGCAUUUGGUUAUAACAAUGAAAUUUAUGCUUCAUACUUCUUUGUUAACGGUGUAUUAGUUGAACCAAGAUUUACAUUGAGAGUUAAGGCAAAAAUAACUUUUGAAGAUGCUAUUAAAAGUAAAGCUGACAAAGAUGAACUUGACGCAACGAACAAAGUUUUGAAAUCUCAUAAACACAAUAUCUCCGAUAUAAAUGAACUUCAAGCUACAUUAAAUAGUAAAGCUGACAAGAACCAUAUACAUGAAUCCUUCACUACUGUUAGAGCAGACGACAUAAAAUCUUUAACUUUACAUAAAUGA
This is a messenger RNA of Trichomonas vaginalis G3, 726 nucleotides long. RefSeq names its product keratin-associated protein family. The record is from RefSeq and is a predicted model, not a curated record. The coding region runs from base 1 to 726 and encodes 241 amino acids. NCBI's taxonomy places the organism in Eukaryota, Parabasalia, Trichomonadida, Trichomonadidae. The transcript has a single exon.